Molecule: messenger RNA, 767 nt
Organism: Pteronotus mesoamericanus
Lineage: Eukaryota; Metazoa; Chordata; Mammalia; Chiroptera; Mormoopidae
Gene: RAB3C
Product: RAB3C, member RAS oncogene family
Exons: 5
Coding region: 84-767 (227 amino acids)
Biological process (GO): protein localization to plasma membrane; regulation of exocytosis; protein secretion
Cellular component (GO): synaptic vesicle; endosome; plasma membrane
Molecular function (GO): GTPase activity; GTP binding; myosin V binding
Source: RefSeq, a predicted model, not a curated record
GUCAGCGAACCCGAGGGUGCGGAGCGCGGAGCGCGCGCCGGACUAGCGCCGUCGUCCCCGAGAGCGAGGGCCGCCCGAGAACAAUGAGACACGAAGCUCCCGUGCAGAUGGCCUCCGCCCAAGAUGCCAGGGUGGGCCAGAAAGACUCCUCUGAUCAGAACUUUGACUACAUGUUCAAACUGCUCAUCAUUGGCAACAGCAGCGUGGGCAAAACCUCCUUCCUGUUCCGCUACGCUGAUGACUCUUUCACAUCCGCCUUUGUCAGCACAGUCGGGAUCGAUUUCAAAGUAAAAACUGUAUUCAGAAAUGAAAAGAGAAUCAAGCUUCAGAUUUGGGACACGGCGGGCCAGGAACGGUACCGGACCAUCACCACCGCCUACUACCGCGGGGCCAUGGGCUUCAUCCUGAUGUACGACGUCACAAACGAGGGCUCCUUCGCCGCCGUGCGGGACUGGUCAACCCAGAUCAAGACGUACUCUUGGGAUAACGCCCAGGUCAUCCUGGUCGGGAACAAGUGUGACAUGGAGGACGAGCGUGUCGUCUCCACGGAGAGAGGCCGGCGCCUGGGGGAGCAGCUCGGGUUCGAGUUCUUCGAGACGAGCGCCAAGGACAACGUGAACGUCAAGCAGACCUUUGAGCGCCUGGUGGACGUCAUCUGCGAGCAGAUGUCCGAGAGCCUGGAGGCCGACCAGGCCGCCGCUGCCGCCAAGCAGAGCGCGAGGCUCCAGGAGAGCCCGCCGCCGCCGCAGCCCGGCUGUGGCUGCUGA